UGUAGCGGGCAGGGCAAUGAUAUGAUAAUGAUACCGCUUGUCUGGCCAUAUGGUGUAUCUCGCCCUUCGAAAGAGUCUCCGAUUUAUGAGAUGGUUCCAUACUAGUAGGCGAUGUAAUGCCUUAGGUAUCCAACGCAAGGAGAGCCGACCGGAUAGUCCCAAAAAAAUCAAGACGGCUCUAGCGGGGCAGCAUUUCAUUCAUCGACCCAUUUGCAUGCCCAGUAUCGACCUUGAUACUUAGCCACGAUACCCUUGCUCGCAAUUCGCAUAGCUUGGCGAUCUAUUAUCUUCUUUCGUUUUUAUGAAAAUCUCUGGACUUAUAGAUAUUCAGUUGGAAUCGCACUUGCCACCACUUCAACAAUGGAGGAGCUACUAGCUAAACACCGCAAGGAACAAAAAGAUCUCCAGGCUCGAAUCACUCAGAAGAAAAAGUCCGCCACCAAGAAAUCUCGCAAGGGAAUCAAUGACGAGUGUGACAGGCUUCAAAGAGAGGUCUCUGAGCGACAGCAAGCUGAGAUCGCGCAAUUAAACGGCGAGCCAGAGCAGCCCGUUGAUGGCCUGGAAGACCUCAGUCUGGAUGCAUCCGAUGAAGUUCGUGGCUCACCAGAUCAAGAAAAUACAGAACCCCCCUCCGAGACAACGUCUUCGCUGCAAAGCUCUUCUUCCGCCACUCCGCAAUCCUCCAGUCCUCGUCCCAAGAAGCCCAAUCGUCAAAAGGCCCGGCUGGCGCGUCGUGCAGCGGAACAAGCAGCCCAGUCAGCGAUUGCUGCGGAGGAGGCUGCGAAUCAAACAGAUCACCGCGGGAAUGAGAAAGAAGUUAUGGAUGGCGUGUUCAAGCGCUUACAGUUAAAGGAGGUUGAAAUAAAUCCGGAUGGACACUGUCUCUUCUCGGCCAUCGCGUGUCAGUUGGACAAGCAAGGCAUGAGCCUGAAACCCGACCCGCAGAGGAUGAUCCUCCAGCCUUCAACCCAGUCUCGUAUCGAUACGGUGGCUUCUCCUAAACACGAUGGGUAUCGGGCAGUUAGAGCGGUCGCGGCGGAUUUCAUCAGCGACCAUAAAGAUGACUUUGAACCAUUCAUGGAAGAGCCUCUGGACCAAUAUACCAGAAAAAUCAAGCUAACGGCUGAGUGGGGUGGCCAGUUCGAGCUACAAGCGAUUGCGAGGGCAUAUGGCGUUGAGAUCAAUGUCGUCCAGGGCGAUGGAAGGAUCGAAACGAUCAAACCAGGCGAUGAACAGGAAAGCAAGCAGGUCAUCUGGUUGGCUUACUACAGGCAUACGUACGGGCUUGGAGAACACUACAAUGCACUCUACAAAGAUACAUAGAGAAACGCAGAAACACAGGGCAAUUAAACAUUAGGUUAUGGACCGAGUCAGGCAUUCAUUUUCACUGGGGAACGAAGGACCCAGGGAAAACUUCUCUACUAG
Molecule: messenger RNA, 1425 nt
Organism: Aspergillus ibericus CBS 121593
Lineage: Eukaryota; Fungi; Ascomycota; Eurotiomycetes; Eurotiales; Aspergillaceae
Product: deubiquitinase OTU2
Exons: 1
Coding region: 361-1323 (320 amino acids)
Biological process (GO): protein deubiquitination
Molecular function (GO): cysteine-type deubiquitinase activity
Source: RefSeq, a predicted model, not a curated record